Messenger RNA from Pleuronectes platessa (European plaice), 735 nucleotides. It is a transcript of the gene cep15, whose product is annotated as chromosome 2 C3orf14 homolog. NCBI's taxonomy places the organism in Eukaryota, Metazoa, Chordata, Actinopteri, Pleuronectiformes, Pleuronectidae. The record is from RefSeq and is a predicted model, not a curated record. The transcript has 4 exons. Bases 102 to 488 code for a protein of 128 amino acids.
AUCUAGUGACUGUUAGGACAGCCAAUAGCUACUUUCCUUACUGAGGAGUUGGCACCACUGCCUGGUUGCUACAGGCAGAGACGGACUGUGGCAGUGAGCGCAUGGACAUCCUCGAGAAACACGAGGAAAUUUCAGGAAGAAGUGAAGAGCUGCUGGAGGGGAUGGGGAGAUGCAGAGAGCAGCUGAACAUCCUGAGGAGGCAACAAGUAAAGGAGUGUGAGGCCGCUCGCCAGAGAAAUGCCACCUUACUGCAGGACUUACAGAAGAUAGAGGAUGGUCUUAGAGGGGCGAAGCUGACACACCCACAUCUCUUGGCUUUGGAGACAAGGUAUUGGGUGUCUGUGGAAGAGUCCGUCCCAGCCUGGGAGCACUUCCUUUUGGGUAAAGGCCCACACCCAAUUGAUGGUCCAGGACAGACAGCAAGGAGAAACAAACACAACCCCAGCAUAGGCCUGCCUCCUCGGCCAAAACCACGAGCUGCCAGAUAGCUGAGUAUGAUGUUGUUACUGCAGCCUGAAAUAACCGUUUCAAAGUGACAUGAUGCAAAUGAGCACAAGUCAGAUGACUCUCAUAUCCUGUUCAGAGCCAAAUUACCUUUUUCUGCCGACCAGUGUUAAUUAAGUUGACGAAAACUAUAACGAAAACUAUUCGUUAUCGACCCUUUUCCCAUGACGAAGACGAGACGAAGACGUAACGAAAAUGGAUCUUUGAAAAUAAAAACUAUGACUAAAUCUA